Spea bombifrons (plains spadefoot toad) is the source of this 1903-nucleotide messenger RNA. RefSeq names its product ATP binding cassette subfamily D member 4 (gene ABCD4). The transcript is spliced from 19 exons. The coding region runs from base 62 to 1858 and encodes 598 amino acids. Lineage: Eukaryota; Metazoa; Chordata; Amphibia; Anura; Pelobatidae. Gene Ontology annotation, biological process: long-chain fatty acid import into peroxisome; peroxisome organization; fatty acid beta-oxidation. Gene Ontology annotation, molecular function: long-chain fatty acid transmembrane transporter activity; ATP hydrolysis activity; ABC-type transporter activity. The record is from RefSeq and is a predicted model, not a curated record. Gene Ontology annotation, cellular component: peroxisomal membrane.
UAGUGUUUAUCGCCGGAACUUCUACUACAAGUCAAUCCCGAGCGGACUUUGGAAAAACAAGAUGAGUGCAAAGGGUGAACGGCCCAGUCUGGACGGGGUGUUCCUGCGCAGGUUCGUGAAGCUCCAGGCCGUACUUCUGCCCCGGUGGACGUCUCCCAACUCCCUGAUGUUCGUCACCCUGCUGGCCGUGGCCCUCACAGGGCAGCUGCUGGUCUAUCAGGUGGGGGUUCUGCCCAGUCAGUUCUACGGGACGCUGGCGGACAGAGACCUGCGCGGCUUCCGGGACCUCGCCGUCGUCUCCCUCGUUCUCAUCCUUCUCAUAUCCCUGCUGCGCAGUGCCGAGCAGUAUGUCGGUAAGCUUGUCUAUGUGAGCUGUCGCCGGGAUCUGACGGAGUAUCUGCACGGCCUGUACUUUAACAAGCAGGUGUAUUACACGCUGAGCGCGCAGCACCCGCACAUCGACAACCCGGACCAGCGCAUGACUCAGGACGUGGAGCGGCUCUGCCGGGAUCUGGGUUCCUUUGCCAGUAAGAUUCUGAUAACGCCCUUCACGCUGGGGUAUUACUCCUACCAGUGCGCGCUCAGCACCGGGUGGGUCGGACCCGUCUCUGUGUUCGGGUACUUCGUGGUCGGGUCGGUUCUGAAUAAAGUUCUGAUGAGUCCCGUUAUCCCCAAACUGGUUCAGCAGGAGAAGCUGGAGGGCGACUUCCGGUUCAAGCAUGUGCAGGUCCGUGUGAAUGCAGAGGCCGCCGCGUUUGCCAGGGCAGGAGACGUGGAACACUCGAGAACCGACCGCAGGCUGCAGACUCUCAUCCUCACCCAGAAGCAGCUGAUGUACCUGGAGUUCUGGGUGUAUCUUGGAACCAACACCUUUGAUUAUCUGGGUGGGAUCCUGAGUUACGUGGUCAUCGCGGUUCCCAUCUUCACCGGCGUCUACGGAGACCUGAGUGCGGCCGAGCUCAGCGAACUGAUCAGCAAGAACGCCUUCGUGUCCAUUUACCUGAUCAGCUGUUUCAGUCAAAUCAUUGACCUGUCGAGUACAUUGUGCGACGUGGCGGGUUACACGCACAGGAUAGGCGAGCUGCAGGAGGUGAUGUCCGGCCUCGCUCAGGCACACAGCGUACCCGAGGACGCCACGUUCCCGUACGAGGACAGCGCCACAGCCCCGGAGGAGCAUGCGCCGCCGGCUGACCCCGUGUUUGUCAUGGAAAAUGUAACCAUAGCAACUCCGGAUUUUGAUUGCACCCUUGUGCGAGACCUGAACGUGGCCGUGUGUGACGGGAGUAGCCUUCUAAUCACAGGCGACACGGGCAGCGGCAAGUCCUCCAUCCUGCGUGUCCUGGCCGGUUUAUGGAAAAGCAAGCGAGGUCAUGUGUUUGUUCACGCGCCGUUUGGACCCCGUGGCGUGUUAUUUCUCCCCCAAAAGCCUUUCCUGAGCGAUGGAAGCUUAAGGGAGCAGGUCAUUUACCCCUUGAAGGAUAUUUACCCCGAAGCUGGACGAGUUGAUGACGAACGAAUCGUGCGUUCGCUGGACAUGGCUGGGCUGGCUUCUUUGGUGAACAGGACUGGGGGACUGGACCAAAAGGUGGAAUGGAACUGGUCGGAGGUUCUGUCUCCCGGAGAGAUGCAGCGUUUGGGGUUUUCCCGACUCUUCUAUCUGCAGCCAAAAUACGCAGUGCUGGACGAGGCGAGCAGCGCUCUCGGUGAGGACGCGGAGACUGAGUUAUACCGCCGCUGCCAGCAGAUGGGGAUGACCCUGAUUAGCGUGGGACAUCGGAGGAGCCUUUACCAGUUUCACGACUGGGAGCUGAGAAUCGGGCUGAACGGUCAGUGGGACCUGAAGAGACUGAAAAAGUGACGAAUUCCACGGAGGACGCGGCCCUUCCUCUCCAGCACGGUCCCG